AUGCAGGCUGACCAAGAUGCUAUGCAUGUUGACGCACCUAAGCCUAAGUGUCCUCAUGCACGCCCAGUGGGGAAAGCUGCAAAGGACUUGAAGACCUCCAACUCGACUAUGGAUGAUAGGCAGGCAGGAGCAAAAAUUGUCGCCGAUAAGCCUCUUGUCACCAAAGGCAGGGGUCGCGGGGGUGGAGCUAAAAAGUUAGCAGCUGAUGCUAGCAUCGAAAAUCCUGCAAGUGAGGAUGAGGAUGGGGAGCCAGUCCAAACCAAAAAGAAGAAGAAACUGGCGGUGAGAGAAGCAAUUCAAGCAGUAUUAAACGCUGGCAUCGUUAUCGACUCAACAAAGGCACGUGAUGGAGAAGUUCAGAAGACGUCUGAUGUGGGAGCACCAUCAGCAGCAAUGUUCCGCCCCCACCCACACCCAUCAGUACCCUCAAAUGCUGGAGGCUUUACAGAGUUCAAUAUGUAUGCGUCUGAUGAGGACGAGGAUGACGAGGAGCUCGCAAAACCUCUUUCUCAUAUUACAAGCAACAAGGCUUACGCGGGUAUUGUGAUUGUUCCCAAAGCUCUUGACGGUGUAGUCCCUUCAGAUGUUACCUGUCACAGUGCAACCGAACAGCCUGAUCCGAUUGAAGAUGUGGAUGACAUCGAUGUCUUCGCAGACAUCCGCGGCCACUUAAUAGAUUCUGACGGCACCAACCCUGCUACACAACUCGAUUUCCUAAGGGAGUAUAAGGCCGAUGAUGAUGCCAAUCACGAGCUACAGUCCUUGGACCUUGAUUCUGACCUUGAACCUCCUCCCCCUCGCCCAAAAACCUAG
Messenger RNA from Suillus subalutaceus, 813 nucleotides. RefSeq lists its product as uncharacterized. The transcript has 3 exons. Bases 1 to 813 code for a protein of 270 amino acids. Lineage: Eukaryota; Fungi; Basidiomycota; Agaricomycetes; Boletales; Suillaceae. The record is from RefSeq and is a predicted model, not a curated record.